CCUCUUUCUGCCCUUCUUCUUCCCUCCUAGGCUUCCACCUGUUCUUCACAAUUUUAUGUAUACCAUAUUAGAGAAGCAUAUUUACAGUGCCCCAAAUUAUUCUCCCUUUACAUGUUUUUAUGAAUAAGAUUCUUUUUUUUCUUUGGUAUGGCCAAGUCAAUAAUAAGAAACCUGAUUUGAGCUUACAGUCGUAAAUUUCUCUUUUCCGUUGGAGUUCAAUCAAAUGGCUAAUAAGAAAGACAAAGGCGAAGGGAACGUUUCGGACGAUAAUGAUGGGACCGAGAGCGACGAGGCUCUCUGCAACCGAGUCAUUAAUAUUCUCAAAGGAGGAGGUGACUUAGACAGCUUGAGCUUGAAAGAACUCAAAGCUUAUUUGAGAAACCAUGGCCUCCGUAUCACAGGCACUAAGGCAGUGUGUCAACAGAGAAUUCUUGAACAUUGGGAGAGCGACGAAUCUGUCAGCAAUCGAAUCAUUUCCAUUCUCAAAGAAGGUGGAGACUUAGAAAGCUUAAGCCUGAAAGAACUCAAAACUUAUUUGAGAAACCAUGGCCUCCGUAUCACAGGCACCAAGGCAGUGUGCAUACAGAGAAUUCUUGAGCAUUGGAGUAGAGAAGAAACUGAGGAAGAACAGAAAGAGGAAGACAAAGGGAGCAAUUCGGACUAUAAUGAUGGGAUUGAGGACGAUGAAUCUCUUUGCAAUCGGGUCAUUGCUAUUCUCAAAGAAGGAGGUGACCUGGAAAGCAUGAGCUUGAAAGAACACAAAGCUUAUUUGAGAAACCAUGGCCUCCGUAUCACAGGCACUAAGGCAGUGUGUCAACAGAGAAUUCAUGAGCAUUGGAGUGGAGUUCAAAAUGAGGAAGAAGAGAAAGAGGAAGGGAACAAUGAUCAGACCAAGAACGACGAAUCUCUCUGCAAUCGAGUCGUUGCUAUUCUCAAAGAAGGAGGUGACUUAGAAAGCUUAAGCAUGAAAGAACUCAAAGCUUAUUUGAGAAACCAUGGCCUCCGUAUCACAGGCACUAAGGCAGUGUGUCAACAGAGAAUUCAUGAGCAUUGGAGUGGAGUUCAAAAUGAGGAAGAAGAGAAAGAGGAAGGGAACAAUGAUCAGACCAAGAACGACGAAUCUCUCUGCAAUCGAGUCGUUGCUAUUCUCAAAGAAGGAGGUGACUUAGAAAGCUUAAGCAUGAAAGAACUCAAAGCUUAUUUGAGAAAUCAUGGCCUUCGUAUCACAGGCAGUAAGGCAAUGUGUCAACAGAGAAUUCUUGAGCAUUGGAGUGGAGAUGAAACUGGGGAAGAAGAGGAAGAGGAAAGGAACAAUGUGAACUAUAAUGACCGGACUGAGAACGAUGAUUCUCUCUGCAAUCAAGUCAUUGCAAUUCUCAAAGAAGGGGGUGACUUUGAAAGCUUAAGCUUGAAAGAACUGAAAGCUUAUUUGAGAAAUCAUGGCCUCCUUAUCACAGGCACUAAGGCAGUGUGCCAACAAAGAAUUCUUGAGCAUUGGAGAAUAAAAGAUGGGAAUGCUGAAGCCUUAUAUCCCAAGUCAUCCUUUUUCAUAGAUUGUUCUGGUGAUGUUUGUAAAGGAGAUGUUGUUUUGUUUACUCAGAAGCUUUAUAAGAAGUCCGAUAUGACUAGGCGGCAUGUGAGACUUCUGGAGAAGAGAACUAUUGCAGGAAGGGUUGUUAAGGAAAGCUAUGGCAAAGCUAAACAACAACAUACAUUUACGGUUGAAGUAUUAUGGAGCAAGGGGACUAAGAAAUUUCCCCCAUUAUUUCCUUUGCUCGUAAAGGGUCGUAACCUUUAUAAAUCGAGAACUUGCAGACAGCGUUGGUGUGAUGAGGCUGAAAGAAGAAAUGUACUUGCUGAGAAGCACAAACGAGGCAAUGCUGCAAGACUGGUAAAAGAAAUAGAAAGAAUAAGGGUCCUAAAGGGUCGUAACCUUUACAAAUCAAGAACUUACAGACAGCUUUGGUGUGAUGAGGCUGAAAGAAGAAAUGUAUGUCCUGGGAAGCGCAAACGAGAGGCUGAAAUAAGCAAUGUUCGUCCUGGGAAGCGCAAACGAGAGGCUGAAAGAAGAAAUGUUUGUCUUGGGAAGCGCAAACGAGAGACUGAAAUAAGAAAUGUAGGACCUGGGAAGCGCAAACGAGAGGCUGAAAGAAGAAAUGUAUGUCUUGAGAAGCGCAAACGACACGCUGCAAGACUGGUAAAAGAAAUAGAAAGAAAAAGGAAGUGGUCUGCUGAUGUUGGUACAAAACACCCAAGGCAUUCACAUCAAUCAAGACCAUUGAAAAACAGAGAAGCAACUGAACCUGAGAGGGGAAGGAUUGACGUGACACACACAAAAGAACUUACUCCAAGGUUAUGGUAUACACAUAAUGUUUACCAAGUGUCUUCUCCAGUUGGACAACUGAAAAAGAAGCAAAAGUCAAGGUUAGUAACGGGACCAGCAGUGCCUAUUUGUAAUCAUUGUGGUAGGAAGCAUUCAGGAGCAUGUAGGAGGCUUUUAGGAUGUUGUUUCAGGUGCGGUUCCAAAGACCAUUUCCUUAGAUGCUGUCCUGGGAAGCUGAGUGCUACCUCUGUACCAUCCGAGGGGCUGAGUGAUACCUCUAUGCCGUCUGAGAGGCCUACUUCAAAUACUAAGCAAUAUGGUGAUAUAUGUACGGGGGCUACCUGUGUACUGUCUGUGAGGCCUAUUCAAAGAACUCGGCAAGAGGGUGAUGUUGGUACAAGUGCUGCCUCUGUACUGUCUGAGAGGCUGAGUGCUAUGUAUGUACCAUCUGAGAGGCCGAGUACUACGUAUGUACCAUCUGUGAGGCCCACUCCAACAACUCAGAAAGAUGGUGAUGUUGGUAUGGGUGCUACCAGUGUACCGUCUAAGAGGAUGACUGCUACCUCUGUUCCCUCUGAGAAGCCUACUCCAACAAUUCAGCAAGAUGGUGACGUUGGUAUGAGUGUUACCUCUGUACCUUCUGAGAGGUCUACUCCAACAACUCAGCAAAAUGGCGAUGUUGGGACGAGUGCUACCUCCGUACCAUCUGAGAGGCCAAAUGCUGGAGGGUUAGUAGGGGGAUCAUCAGUGCCCAAGUGUGAUUAUUGUGGUAGCAGGCAUUCUGGAGAAUGUUGGAGGAUGUUAGGAGCAUGUUUCAAGUGUGGGUCUAAAGAUCAUUUCUUUAGAUUUUGUCCUGGGAGGAUUAGUGCGACCUCUGUACCCUCUGAGAGUCCUAUUCUUACUACUCAGAGAGGUAUGAGUCCUGGUAACAGUGGUAAUACAGGGGGAAAGCAGAGAGUUGCGAAGGAAGAAAAACCUGUUCAUUCCAAUGCUGAUCCUGUCCUAAAUUCUUAUCAACCUCAACAAAACUUUCAUCACCAGAGUGCUCCUCACCAGUUUGCCGGCAAUGCUAUUGGAUCCACUUUUCAUCACCAGAGUUCACCUCACCAGUUUGCCGGCAAUGAUAUUGGAUCCACUUCAAGAAUGGUAAGAUCAUUGCCUUACAGACCUUGUAUGGAUCCACAAUAUCAGGGGUUCAGCAAUCCCUAUGUGAUGAAGUUGACAAGCUCUUGUAAAAUAACAUUCUGCAGCGAAGGCAUAAUAAUGGAUUGAAAAAUAAAACAUUUUCACUCUGUUUUCA
Hibiscus syriacus is the source of this 3623-nucleotide messenger RNA. RefSeq lists its product as uncharacterized. Lineage: Eukaryota; Viridiplantae; Streptophyta; Magnoliopsida; Malvales; Malvaceae. Gene Ontology annotation, molecular function: nucleic acid binding; zinc ion binding. The coding region runs from base 224 to 3595 and encodes 1123 amino acids. The record is from RefSeq and is a predicted model, not a curated record. The transcript is spliced from 27 exons.